AUGAUGCAGAAAGGUUUAGAUCAGAAAAAGAAAACUCUUGGUGAGAAGAAAAACGAAAUCGCUGAACUUGAUCGUAAAAUUUUAUUAGAUGAGAAAAAGUUGCAACCAUUGGAAAAGGAACUUCAUUUUGAUUUGGAUGCAUUUGCUGUUAAAUUAGAGAAGCACGACUUUGGGAUAACGUUGUAUGACACCCGUGAGGAAAUUGACUCAUGUUAUCGUGACAAAAGAAUUCCUUACGAGCCACCAACAAAUGAAAAAUUAUUUGGGAUAGUAAUUGAUGUACAAAGCGACAUCAACAUUAAAAAAAAGAAAUCUAAUUAA
Messenger RNA from Clunio marinus, 321 nucleotides. Lineage: Eukaryota; Metazoa; Arthropoda; Insecta; Diptera; Chironomidae. The record is from the annotation of a GenBank genome assembly.